UUAGCGGGGCCAGUAUAAUCGAAAUUAUCUGAAAAUAAAAAACACAAAUAUUUUUAUUUUUUCUUUUGUCAAAAUCUAGCAAGGACGAAAAAAAGCAAUAACAGAGUAGAAGUGACAAAUGGCUGGUAGUGCUGGUGCGAUGAUUCAAGCCAUACCCAUCUCCAAUCUCUCUUCUUCUUCUUCUUCUUCCUUAACUACACUAGUUUUUCUCCGAAAUACCAAGCUUAUUCCAACUUGGGCUCCCUUCAACGGAGUUCGAUUAAUCAGAAAGCAGAGAACCCUGCCACGUAGGCCUAUGACAGUCUCAUUGGCUCUAGCCGAAUCAGAUUCCGCCAAGUCCUUGGAACCCGACCCCCAAUCUCUUCUUCAACAACUCGCCAAUAGUUUUGAUCUUUCCCAAGAUUAUUUUUCACAGCUUCCACGCGAUCUUCGUCUCGAUCUCAACGAUGCAGCUUUUGAUCUUUCAAAUGGACCUGUCAUUGAUGAGUGUGGUUUAGAGCUGGGAGAGACAUUAUUAAAUCUCUCUAGAGCAUGGGAAAAAGCUGAUACAUCCACUUCACAUAGUUUAGUUAGCAAGCUCCCUAAGUUGGAAGAGUCUCUAACAAAUAAUGCUAAAUCAGCCUUUGGAAAGCGUUUGGUUUCGGCUGGAAGAAGGUUCCAAUCCAUGGGGCAGUAUGGCCAAGGUGAGCUACAAAAGAUUGCAAAACUGAUGAUCACAACUGGGAAAUGUCUAUCUGAUAGUUCAAUGUCAACAGUUAUUGUCGAACAGCCAAAGAACGAAAGCAGGAUGCUAAAGUUUGGAGAACUCCAAGUGGAGUUGACAGCUAGUAAAGCGAAUAUUGGAGCUGCCAUUAGUUUAGUUUUCGGGAUUCUUUCAUGGGAAAUAGCUCAGGGCGUCCAAAACAUACCAGAGAGCUCAUUGCAGUAUGCGAAUGACAAUGCCUUGAUGUUGGCUAAGUCUCUUAGGGGAACUUUGCUUGCAGUGUUCUAUUCAUCAACGGUUUUGUCUGGCUUUACCUCUGUGGGACUUGUCUUACUAGCAAGACAACUCAACUCAAAGGAGGAGUAAAAAUCUGCAACUAUGUUACACCAUUUUUGUUUGUAGUUUCUUUGUACAAAGUAUUUGUAUGCUUCACUAACAAUAACAUGGACGACUUAUUCAGUCAACAUUGUUGUCAAAAGAGUAAUUACGUUUAAGUAAAGUAGACAAAUUUAUUUAUUCA
This is a messenger RNA of Cannabis sativa, 1223 nucleotides long. RefSeq lists its product as uncharacterized. The transcript is spliced from 9 exons. The record is from RefSeq and is a predicted model, not a curated record. NCBI's taxonomy places the organism in Eukaryota, Viridiplantae, Streptophyta, Magnoliopsida, Rosales, Cannabaceae. Bases 119 to 1069 code for a protein of 316 amino acids.